AUGUCAGGAUCAAUCGAGACUCAGUCAUGGGGUCGUUGUUUCCAAGGACUUCUUAUCGUUCAAAUAUUUCUCGCUUAUGUAUUUCUUGUUAGUGGUCUUUUUGUUAAUCUGCUUCAACUUCUCUCAGCAUGUUUCAUAUGGCCAUUUAAUCGAGCUUUGUAUCGAAAGAUUAAUUAUCAUUUAGCAACAAUUAUAUGGAGUCAAAUGACAUUUGUCUAUCAAUGGUGGUCCAAUUCCGAUAUAACGGUUUAUAUUCAACCUAAAGAUUUAGAAAAAAUGCGUCGAGAAAAUUCUUUAUGGUUAGGUAAUCAUCGCUAUGAAGUCGAUUGGUUACUUGGUUGGGUUGUUACACAAAGACUUGGAUUAGCUGGAGGUUCAAAAAUUCUUGGCAAACAGUCUCUUCGUGUAUUACCAAUAAUUGGUUGGUGUUGGUAUUUUACAGAAUCAAUAUUUCUACGGCGUGUUUGGAGUACAGAUAAAGCUAUACUUGAACGUGAUAUAAAACGACUUGUUGAUGAUUAUCCAAAAAAUUAUUAUUUUACUUUAUUUCUAUCAUGUGAAGGAACUCGUUAUACAAAUGAAAAACGUCUUGAAAGUAUGGAAGUAGCACGACAAAAAGGUUUACCUGAAUUGCAACAUCAUAUUUUACCAAGAACAAAAGGUUUUGUUCUUGUUAUGAAAGGCAUUCAUAACCAUAUUACUGGAAUUUAUGACAUAACAGUUGCAUUUCAAAGUCCAAAAAAUCCUGAAUUAUCAAAUCUUUUAAUGGGUCAACAAUGUCAAGGUGAAGCUUUUGUUCGACGUAUUCCAGUAUCGGAAGUUCCAUAUGACGAUGAAGAAAAAUCUGCUCAAUUUAUUCAUAAACUUUUUCAAGAGAAAGAUAAAGUAUUUGAACAUUUUGUACAACAUGGAACAUUUGAUGGAGCUGGUAAUCCUAAAGCACCAGAUUUAAAACGUAGAAAACAAGAUUUAAUUAUUGAACUUAGUUGUUUAAUUCUUAUUGGACUACCAUCAAUUUAUUUAUUCAUUCAAUUUUUAUUAUUUGGCUCGCUUUUUUCACAGAUUAUCUUUCUUUGCAUUGUUAUGGCAGGUAAUUUUAAAAAAUAUCUUUUUUAA
Molecule: messenger RNA, 1116 nt
Organism: Rotaria sp. Silwood2
Lineage: Eukaryota; Metazoa; Rotifera; Eurotatoria; Philodinida; Philodinidae
Source: the annotation of a GenBank genome assembly